AAUGGGGUCAAAAUACAUUUGAUAAAUUUUAAUGGGGUCAAUUGAUCAAAAUAUAAAUAAUUUUUAUAGGAAAAAAAUUUAAUUUUAUAGGAUUUUUUUUUUUUUUUUUUAUGUUCAAGUGGGGUCAAGGGACCCCACUCAAACAUACAUGCAUCUGCCAAUGAUAAUUUUGUACUCAAAAUAUUACAUAAAAGAUUCCAAGAUAAAUAGUUCACAAAACUCCAAGUUACAUAAUUCGACAAAACCCAUUUACAACAUGAUUGUUUCAACCAUAAUGGAAUAUGACCCAAAUAAUUUACAACCCGAUUAAAAAUUAUCAACAUCGAACUGACUCACUACAUUUCUUAACCCACCCAAUUUAACCCUUCAACAAAAUAAAAUUGUUUCCAGACCUUCAACUCAACCCAAUUUGACCCGAUCACUACCCAACUAACCCAACGCGUUUAAAACCUAAUUUGAUUAUGACUUGAAUCGAUAUAAACUUGAACCCGCAUUAAUCUGGGUAAACUCGCUCCUAGCCUUACCCGCUCACCUAACCAAUUACAAAUCGACCCAGAUUAAAACAUACUUCUCACAAAAACUCGAAACAAAUCGAACCACUAACAAUUGAAACAAAAUUAAUCUAACCCGCUAGCCAAAGGAACUCGUUUCAACCUAAAUGAACCUCAUCAAAAGUCUAGUUUAGUCCAAAAUGUGACGAUAAUUCUACAAGAUUCCAAAUCACAAAAAUAAAAAAACACCAUAACCUAAACCAAUUAAAUCCUACCACGUAAUUUUUCCCCCACAAAUGAAUAUCUCCCUCCAUCCAUCUCCACCGAUAAUUAAUGCAAGACAUGAUAAUACCAAAUUUUAAUCCUCACUCUCGAGCUUCUGCUCAAGUCCUCCAAUGGCGGACAUGCUUCACACCAACUUCUCUUCCAAUUCCUCCAUUUUCUCUCUCUUCUCAACUCUCACUCUCUCUCCUCAUUCUAACUUCUCCUUCGUUCGCUUCGCUCCUCUUCGUCGCAGAUUUUCUCACUCCUCAGUUGUCACCAAACUUUGCUCCGAUUCUUCGCAAUUUGAGAUAAUUUCAAGAAUUGAGCUCUCUGAUGGUAGUGUCAGUUUCAAAUUCGGUGAUGCGAGUGAGAUUUCUCGAAAUUUGGAUGAUGUUAAUGGCGGAAUUGAAGUGGAAUUGGAGAGAGAAAGUGAUGAAGGUUUGGAAGGUAAUGCUGUUAAUGAUGGUGAGAGUGAUAGUGAGAGUGCUGAGGCGGAGAAUUUUGAUAGGAAUAGUGUUGAAUUGAAGGAAAUUGGUGAGCAAAAUGCUGAUGAUGUUGUUGAUUUACAGUCUGAUUCUCAAUUUAGUGGAAAUUCCGUUGAAGAUGAACAGAAUUGUGGUUUAAUUUCAGUGGCAGGAGUUGAGAAUUUGAGUGAUUUUGAUGCGGGGAAGUAUGAGAAUCAGGGAGGAAAUGGCGUCGUUACGAUGUGUGAUUCGAGUGUUGGUGUGGUGAUUGGAAAAAAUAAAGAAUUGAGUGAAGCUUAUAAAAAGAGUGAUGAUGAUGAGGUUGAAAAUGGUGGUGAUGAACCCUCUAAUGUUGGUGGGACGAGUUUGGAUGUCGAAGUUUCAGGUGUAGUGGAAACUUUGGAGAAUGAGGUUGUGAAGAAUGAGGUAGUGUCUUUGGAGGAUGAGUCUGUGAAGGAUGGGACUGUCACGGGCGACAUUGUAGAGGGUGAUAUAGUGUCUUUGGAGGAGGGUGAGACAGUGAAAGGCGGUAUUGUGGAGGAUCAGAUUGUGAAGGACGACAUUGUAGAGGAUGAGAUUGUGAAGGCUGGCAUUGUGGAGGAUAAGGAGUCUUUGGAGGAAGAUGAGAAUUUGAAGGGGGGCAUUGUGAAGAAUGAAAUUGUGGAGGAUGCGAAUGACGAGAAUAAGGUAGUGUCUUCGAUGGGAGAGACUUUGAAGGGUGACAUUGUGAAGGACGGGUUUGUAGAGGAUGAGAUUGAGGAGGGUAAGGUGGUCUCUUUGGUGGAAGAGACUAUUAAGGGAGACAUUGUGAGGGAUGAGAUUGUGGAGGAUGAGAUUGAGGUAAUUAAGGUAUUGUCCAAGACUCUGAAGGACAACAUAGUGAAGGACAAGAUUGUGGAGGAUGAGAUUGAGGUAAUUAAGGUAUUGUCCAAGACUCUGAAGGACAACAUAGUGAAGGACAAGAUUGUGGAGGAUGAGAUUGGGGAGGGUAAGGCAGUGUCUUUAGUGGAAGAGACUGUUAAGGACGACAUUGUAAAGGACGAAACUGUGGAGGAUGAUGUUGAGGAGGAUAAGGUAGUGUCUUCAAUGGAAGAGACUGUUGAGGGCGAUAUUGUAAAGGAAAAAAUUGUAGAGGAUGAGAUUGAGGAGGAUAAGGUAUUAUCUUUGGUGCAUGAGACUCUGAAGGGCAACACUGUAAAGGACAAGAUUGUAGAAAAUGAGAUUGGGGAAGGUAAAGUAGAUUCUUUGGUGGAAGAGGCUGUGAAGGGUGACAUUUUUUUUGAAACUGUUAAGGGUGACAUUGUGAAGGACAAAAUUGCGGAGGAUGAGAUUGAGGAGAAUAAGGUGGUGUCUUUGGUGGAUGAGACUAUGAAGGGCGACAUUGAGGACGAGGUAGUGUCUUUGGUAGAUGAAACUGUGAAUGGUGAGGAUGAGAUUGUAGAGGGUGAGAUCGAGGAGGAUAAGGUAGUGUCUUUGGUGGAUGAGACUGUGAAGGGCGACAUUGUGAAGGAUGAUAUGGUGAAGGAUGAUAUUGUGAAGGAUGAGAGUGAGGAGGAAGAGGAAGUGGCUUUGGAGAAUGAGAUUACGAAGAGCGAUAUUGUGAAGAAUGAGAUUGUGGAGGACGAGAUCGUGGAGGAUGAGAUUGUGAAAAAGGCAAUUGUGAAGGAUGAGAUUGCAGAGGAUACAUCAGCGUCUUUGGAGGAUGAGACUGAGAAGGUGUGUGUCUUUACUGUUAAUCACCCAAUACCCAUGGAUGAGGAUGACGAUUCAGUAGAAUUGAUGUCUAAAAAGUUAGAAGCAGAACCAAUUCUCAACGAAGAAACGAGUUCUGAUUUGCAAGAUAAUGUUGGCUUGGGAUCAUUUUUAGGCUCCAACAAGGUUCAUGAUGCCAUAAUUAAUACUGUGACACAAUCUGGUGAUGAUAUUACUGAUAGUCUGGUAGCAGCGGGUCCGAUUACAUCUGAGAUAGCUUCACCAGAAAUUGAUCUUGACAGUCUGAACAAAGCGGAACCCUCAUCUCCUGCCUUUUCUAUUUCAUCAGCUGUUGCAUCAUUGGAACAUUUUCCUGAGGCUUUGACAGGUGGAAAGGAUGCCCAUUUUGUUCUCAAGAAUUGGUUUGGUGUGGCAGACAGCGUUGGUCAAUGGUCCCUUGGAGGAGUGGACAUGGGAUUGUAUGCUCACGAAUUCAUGCAGAACUGUGAAAAGCUACUAAAGAGCACGAGUGCUAGAUUAACCAAUGUUAAACAGCUUCUACAGCAAAGUGCUGCAAUAACACAAUCUACUGGUGCAGCUAGGGUUUUGAUUGCUCACCUCGACAAAGAGGUCCUCCAUGUGGCAAAUAUUGGGGACUCGGGAUUUGUUAUAAUUCGGAAUGGGACUGUCGUCCAAAAAUCUUCUCCAAUGAUUCACGAAUUUAGCUUUCCUUAUGCAAUUGGUUUGGGUGAUGAUUCAGUGGAAGAUGCUGAGGAAUACCAUAUUAAUUUAGAAGAUGGCGAUGUGAUCGUAACAGCAACUGAUGGCCUUUUUGAUAAUCUAUAUGAUAAGGAAAUUGCUUCUAUGGUUUCCAAAGUUCUGGAAGCUGGGAUGUCUUUACAGCAGGACCUAGCAGAACUCUUAGCAACCACAGCAGCAGAAGUGGGGAGGUCAAAAUCUGCAAGAAGUCCCUUUGCAGAUGCAGCUAAGGCGGCUGGUCAUCCUGGAUACUGUGGUGGCAAGCUUGAUCACGUGACUGUUAUAGUAUCACUUGUACAUUUUUUUUUUAAAAUAGUUAGAAGUACUGAUCUGAAGAGCCAUUAGUCCAUUACUAAGCAAUAAGAGGAAAAAUGAUUGUUAGGGCAAUGUAACCAUAUGUACGUACGCCCCAACCCCAAAUCCUCCAUUUGGCAGACUUUUAUGAGCUCUGUAGUCUGUACUGAUUUAAUACUCCGUAAUACUUGAUGAUACCAUGAUGCAAAUUUUUUUGCCCCUGUAGAUAAAACCAGAAUUUCAUGAUGAUGAUACUUAUUUUUAAUGUGUGCCCAUUUAAGUGAUGCUAAAUCAAGGUCCAUCUGUAAAGUCGAAAUGUGCAGCACACUUUUGCCUUGAGGCAACAAACAUGCAAGGGCGACACUUUUUAUUCAUUUAUCUA
Molecule: messenger RNA, 4346 nt
Organism: Chenopodium quinoa (quinoa)
Lineage: Eukaryota; Viridiplantae; Streptophyta; Magnoliopsida; Caryophyllales; Amaranthaceae
Product: probable protein phosphatase 2C 62
Exons: 9
Coding region: 887-4015 (1042 amino acids)
Source: RefSeq, a predicted model, not a curated record